This is a messenger RNA of Linum trigynum, 2184 nucleotides long. Lineage: Eukaryota; Viridiplantae; Streptophyta; Magnoliopsida; Malpighiales; Linaceae. The record is from the annotation of a GenBank genome assembly.
GACUUAUCACUAUCUUCCCUAAACAGCCCAAAUAAUCCGAAAUAACAAAUUACCGACAAUUAAUCAAAGUACUAAGAAUGCAAGUUUCUAUCACGUCACCAUCUCCAUCAUCUACGCUCCUUUCCUCCUCUUCUUCUUCACCGUCACCACACCAUCCACGGGAUCCUGACGAAUGCAAGAGCCAAGAAAUUAAUGACCGUGAGGGGGCAGCAGCAGAGCGCCACGUAGUCGCUUUUCGCCCCCGCCGUGCACGACGAGCUGCAGCAGGAUUAAACCCAACAAUCAAGAUACAGGAGCGAAGAGGGGAAUCAGGAUCCAAGAGCUUCGACUGAGAAAUCCUCUUCUCUUCCUCGCCUCAUCCAACUCUGCAGAGAAUUAAACCCAACAAUCUAUUUCCCCAAACUAGGAAUGGCAAUGGGGCAAGUUCGGGCGGGUAUCUCGAUGCCCAUACCCGCCCUGUGGCAGGUCGGGUACAGGUUGGGUAAUUUAUCAUGGGGCAUGGGUCAGGGCAGGUCGACCCAAUGAGUAUGUAGUUUAUGUGGAAAACAUUAGAAAUAUUCGUUAUUUUCAUUAUAAGACCAAAGAAACAAACCGUAAUAUGGUAAAUUAGCUAAAUUAUUGCAUAAAUUGAUGUUUUCACUAAUUAUAACUUUAUUAUAGCUAAAAUAUGAUGUAGUAAAAGGAAAAUCUUAAGUAAGUUGACUAAGAUUACAUGUAAUUUAGGCAAGAACGGGUCAAAAAUGGGGCGGGGCGGGUCGAUGAGAGUACCCAUGCCCAUCCCGCCCUACCUCAAAAUAGGUCAAACAGGUCGGGUAAAACGGUUCAGGUCAAAAUUGCCAUCUCUACCCGAAACCUAGAAAUUCUCUUCUUUGCAUAUGCCAACUCCGACAGAAUCAAACCCAGAAAUCAAUUCCCCAAACCUAGAACCCAGAAAUCCCCUUCUUCUUCUCAAAUCCCCACACCCUGUUCACCAUCUUAUCCUCGGACCACCACCCCAAAAUUUGUGUCGCCAAAUAUUUCCAAUUUGACAUUUCCCCAAAAUUAGUGUUGCCGAUAGAUCUUUCCAAUUUGACGCAGAGCUUGUUCUAUCCGAUCAGAUUUCGAAAAUUCGACAAAGGAUGAGGUAGCAAUGGAGUUUUAGAACCACGCCUCCUCCGUCACAAUGUAAUGGAAGGGGAAGCGACAAGGGCGCUUGUGAGAGGUGGAGGUGGGAAGAUGAGGAACGAGAGGAAGGAGAAGUGGUGCGAGAGGAUGAGAGGGGUUGUGUUUUGUGGGGAAGAGUUUGGAGAAGACGCAUGAAACUCUAUCUAUGCUGAGGAAGCACAAUGGGAAUUAGGGAUUGCAAAAAUAUCCAUAACCGUGGAUAUCCACUCGAACCCGGUCUAAUCGGGUAGGGUAAAACUCGAACCCGAAGGACAUUUAGUGGGUACGGGUAAAACCCGAACCCGAAUAUUGCGGGUAAUGGGUGGGCAUGGGUUUCUCAGUAUCCAACCCGAACCCGCCCGAUUAUACACAUACAUAUGUAUUUUGUCUAGAAAUAGUCAUUAUUUUUCUCUAACAUAUUUUAUAUUUAGCAUAUAAAUAUAAUAUUUUCAUGAAAUUGUGUUGUUUUAAUUAAUUUUCUUCAUUCUAGUGAAUUAUUGUCAUACUUUUCCUCUUGCGUAAUGUGAGAAUACGUGUGAAUGUUAACAUAUUGGUUGGAGUUAUGAAGAGAAAUCAUUACCCAUGGAUAACCGUGGAUACCCGAAACCCGAACGGGUAUGGCAUGGUUUUAACUUUCUACCCGUGUUAUAUGUGGGUAUGGGUAUGGGUAAAACCCGAACUACUUUGGGUAGGGUAACGGAUAUGCACUAUCCGUCCCCGACCCGACCCAUUGCCAUCCCUAAUGGGAAUUGGGAGAUGAGGGUGGGCAUAUUGAAGAAGAGAAACUGAAAUAGAUCCAUUUUGCAAUUUUGUUUUGUUAGGGGCUCGGGUUUGGUUCUGGGUCGAGGUCGGGGUGGGUUCAUGUGUUGGGUUGGGUGUAUGACAUGGCGAGUUUAGUAAUGUGACAUGUCGGGUUUGACUAUUUGUGGCCCAAAACAACACCGACUAGGCACUGCCCUUUAGCCAUGUCAGCACAUAACGAACUUUAUUAACGGAGUUGGACGGAGACUAAUGGAGAAUGACUAAAUGUAACCUGUUUCA